Planococcus citri (citrus mealybug) is the source of this 2859-nucleotide messenger RNA. RefSeq names its product Ras-associated protein 2-like (gene Rap2l). Gene Ontology annotation, biological process: negative regulation of cell migration; Rap protein signal transduction. Gene Ontology annotation, molecular function: GTPase activity; GTP binding; GDP binding. The coding region runs from base 217 to 762 and encodes 181 amino acids. NCBI's taxonomy places the organism in Eukaryota, Metazoa, Arthropoda, Insecta, Hemiptera, Pseudococcidae. The transcript is spliced from 3 exons. Gene Ontology annotation, cellular component: plasma membrane. The record is from RefSeq and is a predicted model, not a curated record.
UUGUUUUCGUGUAUUCGUGGUGGUCUUGAUGGUUUUUUGCCAUAAGUGAAGUGCGUUUAAUGUUCCAUUGUUAUCUUAGUAAACGUCAUUUGUGUCAUCGAUUAAAAAUGCUAAACCUUUGUUUAUAUUUAAUCGCGAAUAGUAAUAAUUAUUCGAGGUUUAACUGAUAUUACGUUUAAUAUGUUUCGCGUUAGUGUUAGUUAAUUCGUAAGAACAAUGCGUGAAUUUAAAGUGGUCGUUUUGGGUUCGGGCGGGGUUGGUAAAAGUGCUCUCACGGUACAAUUUGUUUCCGGGUGUUUUAUGGAAAAAUAUGAUCCUACGAUAGAAGAUUUUUACCGCAAAGAAAUCGAAGUGGAUAAUUCACCUUGCGUACUCGAGAUACUCGACACAGCCGGAACGGAGCAGUUCGCAAGUAUGCGAGAUUUGUAUAUAAAAAAUGGACAAGGAUUUGUCGUUGUUUAUAGUCUGACUAAUCAUCAAACGUUUCAAGAUAUAAAACCGAUGAAAGAAUUAAUAACCCGAGUCAAAGGCUCGGAAAGAGUACCUAUAUUACUUGUAGCAAAUAAAGCUGAUCUGGAGCAUCAAAGAGAAGUGCCAACCAUCGAAGGCAACACAUUAGCUCAAAUUUGGGGUUGCCCGUUUAUCGAAGCCAGUGCCAAAAGUAAAACCAACGUGAACGAAGUAUUUGCCGAAAUUGUACGCGAAAUGAACUACAGCAAUGAUAAGGAGAAAAAAAGUUACUGUUGUUGUGCCGUUUUAUAGUGCAAUUUUUCGCUGCAAAUGUACAUCUCUCAAGCUUUCACAUUUAUAUUCAUCAGGGUUACAGAUUUCAUUAUUAUUUUUUUUGGGUGAGUGUAAUUUUUUGACAUGAUAAUGAGAAAAAGUGGUAAUACUCAAAUGACUUUUCAUUGUGAUACGAAUGAAAAUUGGUCCACUUUGCCGAUUGCAUAUCAACUUCGCAGUGAGCUCAUUUUUUUUUCAAUAUGUUUUUAUUUUGUAUACCACGAAAGAGUAUCUACCUUUUACAGUUGAAUUUAACCAUUAUUAAUUAUUCCGAGAAUUUAGACAAAUGAAAAAAAAAGUAUAUCGAUAGAAAAUCAAAAUGACGUCAUAGCAUUGUAAAAAUACGCGUUUCGUGUCAUUUAAAUGUAUUUUCCUCUUUUAAAAAAAUAUUUGUAAUUUUUUAAUUUUACGUUUAUAUGUAUUUUUUUUUCUUUUUUUGUGUGUGUGCCUGAAUUUUUAUUUAUUUAUUAUUUUUUUUUUUAGUCAUAGUAUAAUAUACAUCGUGAUAUGAAAAAUACAUUAUCAAUUUUUUUGUAUAUAAAAUUUAUAAUUACAUAUUGAAGUUUACUACCCUGCUCCCCAUCCCCCUUUACCACUGUUUUAUCUGUUAUCCGACCCUUAAUGGCAAUAUACGCGAAGACGUUGACAAGAAAUUAAGAUUUUGAAGACAAAUGGAUGGGAAUAUCGCGCAAAAUGAUUUUUUUUUUCAACGAGUGUGCUAUGAAUUAAGUGAGCAUUAAUAAUAAUAAUUAUAUAUAAAUUUGGUAUAUUUUUAUUUAUUUUUGUACGAAGAUAUUUUUUGAUACGAUCAAGUUUUCUUCCAGUUGCUGAAAAUUUUUUGUUGAAAAAAUUUUUCGCCUAAAGAAAAAUAUGACGUUUUAGGAAAGCAAAGUAAAAACCGAAACCGUCUAUUGUGUAUAUUUUAUUACGUACACUGUUUUAUACUUUUUAUAUAAGUUACCAGAAUAUUUUUUUUCGAAAAAAUAAAUUUUAAUAAAGGAAGAAAAAAUAAUGUAAUGAAAAUCGCAUAGGUAAAAAACGAGACAUACGAGAGAAAGCUUUAGAUAAUAUAACUAUCGAUAAUAAAGACGGGUUAGGCAAAUUUCCUUCAAUUUCGUCCCCUUUUUAAAACAAUAGUUCCUCGAGCGUGUGUAUAAAAUAACUUUUUCCCCCCUGCGCAAUAAGUAGAUUGCACAAAAAUGAGGUAAAGGCUGAAAAGGAGAUUGAAAAUGUCUCAUUCCAGAAUUUUUAAUUCCAUAUUGCUCAUACGUGAAUGAUUUUUUCGAGGGAUUGGUAUUUACGAAUUUUUCGGUGGAUUUCGAGUUACUCAUUGUAUUAAUUUUGUAUCGAUGAUUUUAGUUUUUUUUUUUCAAUUUUUUAGGCGCGUUAUAAAUUUAGUAAUAAUAAAUCGCUUUUGAUGUUUAUGAUUAUGUUUUUUUUUUCUCGCUAUUGUAAAAAGAGUUGUGACUUGGAUCAAUUAUUGUCAAGUUUUUUACUUUAAUGGCCAUUUUUUUUACAUUUUUUUUGUGUAUUUUUGUAUUUGCUAGAUCAAUAUUGAUCAAAGUAUAGUCAUAGUGUAAAGUUUUAAGAAGGAACAUCGAUGUAAUGUGUAUGUUUUAAGAUUAACAUGUCGACUCGAGGUUUUUUUUUCUACGUAGAGUUUGGCCAUUGGCGAAAGCUUAGAGUUGAGUGAUGUUUUUUGUGUCGAAAAAACGAACGAAAUUUUUUUCUAUCAAAAUCAAGCUUUUUAUAAAUGUUUCUUGAAUUAAGGGUUUUUUUGUGUGUAACAUGAUUUUUUUUGAUUUUUUGGUUUUUAAAUGUUUUUUGCCAUUUUACCAAUAGCUCGUGGGAAUGUGUUAGAAAGUCGACCUUUUAUUAACGCAUUUUUUUGUAACAUCCAACUAAUAGGUAUUGAAAUAGUUACGUGUAUUUUUUCUUUUCUUUUUUUUUUAUUACUUUUUUUUAACUUUUUUUUUUCAUUUUAUUAAACUGUGUUAUAUGUUACUGUUGCAAAUAUACUUAUCUAUUUUGUAUUUUGUAUAUUAUUAUACGUGAAUAAAUAAUUUGGAAUAAUGA